Messenger RNA from Emericellopsis cladophorae, 1071 nucleotides. Its product is annotated as Homoisocitrate dehydrogenase-like protein. The record is from RefSeq and is a predicted model, not a curated record. Bases 1 to 1071 code for a protein of 356 amino acids. The transcript is spliced from 2 exons. Gene Ontology annotation, molecular function: magnesium ion binding; isocitrate dehydrogenase (NAD+) activity; NAD binding. Gene Ontology annotation, cellular component: mitochondrion. Lineage: Eukaryota; Fungi; Ascomycota; Sordariomycetes; Hypocreales; Bionectriaceae. Gene Ontology annotation, biological process: isocitrate metabolic process; tricarboxylic acid cycle.
AUGUCGGUACGCACGCUUCGCAUUGGAUUAAUUCCCGGAGAUGGCAUUGGGAAGGAGGUCAUUCCUGCCGGCCGCCGGGUGCUUGAGGCUCUACCAGCGUACCUCAAGCUCAAGUUCGAGUUUGUAGACCUGAAAGCUGGAUUCGAGGCUUUCGAGCAAACGGGUGCCGCAUUGCCAGAAAAGACGGUGGAUAUUCUAAAGGCAGAGUGCGAUGGUGCUCUUUUUGGCGCUGUGAGCUCGCCCACUCAAGCUGUCAAAGGAUAUUCGUCCCCGAUUGUUGCCCUCCGCAAAAAGCUCGAUCUAUACGCGAAUGUACGUCCCGUCAAGUCGGUUAUGACAGCCGUGAAACCAAUCGACAUGGUUAUCGUGCGAGAAAACACGGAGGACUUGUAUGUGAAGGAAGAAAAGACAUACAGCGGUCCUGAUGGGAAGGUCGCAGAGGCCAUCAAGCGCAUUUCCGAGCGUGCAUCUUUCCGAAUCGCGACAAUGGCCGGCGAUAUUGCUGUGCGCCGGCAAAGACUUCGCGAAGAUGGUGCCUCCAGCAUCCAUAAGUCUCCUUUGGUGACUGUGACACACAAGUCGAACGUACUGUCACAGACGGAUGGCCUAUUCCGUGCCGCAUCUAAGAGCGCUCUGUCUGCGGCGAGAUUCAAUGGUGUAACAGUCGAGGAGCAGAUUGUGGAUUCCAUGGUCUACAAGCUAUUCCGCCAACCUGAAGAUUACGACGUUAUCGUAGCGCCGAAUCUCUACGGUGAUAUCUUGUCUGACGGUGCAGCCGCUCUCGUGGGUAGCUUGGGUCUAGUACCUAGUGCCAAUGUUGGUGAGGGAUUCGCCAUCGGCGAGCCGUGCCACGGAAGUGCUCCCGAUAUCAUGGGGAAGGGCAUUGCUAAUCCCAUUGCAACAUUACGAAGUGUCGCACUGAUGCUGGAAUUCUUGGAGGAGCCUGCGGCUGCUGCUAAAAUAUACGCAGCUGUUGAUGCAAAUCUUGAAGCCGGAGUUCUGGUGACCCCGGACUUGGGGGGGACCGCGACUACUGAGCAGGUCGUAGAGGAUAUCCUGAAUAAGCUUUAG